AUGUCCAGAAGGAAGCAGGCGAAACCACGAUCUCUGAAACGAGACGAAGAGUGGGACGACGGGAACGAGCAGAAUGUCCUGGAGGUAACCGAGCAGGAUAAUGAGACAACGGGAAUUAAACAGGAUGAAGAGGAGGAGGAGGAAGAGGAGGAGCUGCAGAGAGCGUUCAGUCGUCAUUCAGAGGAGUACCUGCAAGACGGGAGGCCGUCGUCUGUCCAAGGACUAGACCUGGAGAACCAGAACAGCCUCGACAGCGAGGCCUUGGGGACCGGAAGUUCGUCGUGGCAGAGCGAGGAUGGCGGCCCGAACUCGCAGCGCGGCGGAGAGACGCCGUCGUCUUGCGCGACGCCGACGUCGGCCAGCUUCCCGUCGGAGCCCGAGGUCGACGCCGACGUCGGUGUAAACGCCGACGGGAACAACGCCACCGCGCCCUACCCCUGCCAAUUCUGCGACCGCACGUUUCCUCGGCUCAGCUACCUGAAGAAACACGAACAGAGCCACGGUGACCAAAUGCCAUACAGAUGCAGCUGGUGUGCCAGAUUAUUCAAACAUAAACGCAGCAGAGAUCGACACGUGAAGCUUCACACAGGAGACCGAAGAUAUCGAUGCACGCACUGCGAGGCUGCUUUCUCCAGGAGUGACCACCUGAAGAUCCAUAUGAAAACACACGACACCCAGAAGCCGUAUCAGUGCACAGCCUGUUCCAGAGGUUACAACACGGCAGCUGCUCUAACAUCCCACAUGCAGUCGCACAAGAAACAUCAUCAAUCGCAAGGAACGACCAAGCUCCAAGAGAUCGAUUAUGGUAGAAGAAGCGUGUCCUCUCACAGUACGUCUUCGCCACCUGUGCCGAGUUCUCCGUCGCCAUCUUUAAAUCUCGCGUUGAAUCCGAAGACUGGCCUGAAGAGCUCCCAGGGUAGCGCUUCGACGACUCCAAUUCUGAGUUCUCCGUUGAAGUUGGCCUGCAUGUACUGCACCAGAGACUCCUUCAGCUGCAUGCAACAGCUCCAGAUGCACGUGCACACGAUGCACCAGGCUAUCCUAAGCGGAGAAACGGUUGCAGUAUCUCCGUCGACUAAUAGAAGCAACGAGCAAAUAGCUUAUCAACGCGAAAAGAAUUUGGAUCGACCCGAGGGUACCUCGAAGGAGCAUGAAAAGAAGUACCAAGAGGAUGCGGAAGGAUCGAUCGAGAAGGAUCACUAUGAAAACGCGUUCACGUGCAACCAGUGCACUAUGAAGUUCUCCACGUUAGGUUCUCUGAGGGAUCAUUUGAUUUCUAUCCACAGAACCGACGGUUUCGGAUCUACCUUGAUGAUGUGUCCUCUCUGCGGCAUUCCCUGCACUUCUGCUGCAGCCUAUGCAGAGCAUUACGUUCUCCAACACUGUGAGAAUCGACGAGUAGGUCCUCUAGAAGCUAGAGACUACGUAGAUUCCAAGAUGAACGGAAGUUACGAUUCUAAGAGUUCCAGGAGUCAGAAAUGCAGAGAGCAAACGUCCUCUGAGCCAGCAGAUUUAACCAGCAAGCAUUCCACGGCUACAGAAAGCAAUUAUACAGCUGGUACAUUGUUGUGUGGUCAGUGUGGCGCGGCUUUGAAGGACUUCGAGUCCUUCAGAGAACACUUGGCUAGACAUCUCCAAGCCGAUCAUCGAAACGAUGUCGUCAGGCAUCCUUGCCCUAAAUGUGAAGCCAUAUUCCAAGAUAGGGAAGACAUGUUGGUACACUUGACGAAACAUUACCUUGGUCAGAUCAGCAAAGAGUACGCUUGUGGCGCUUGCAAGAAGCUUUAUCCCCAUCCUGAUCUUCUUCAAAGACACUUGCUCGAUAGCCACGCUCAUCAUCUCUAUAGAUGCGCUCUAUGCAGGGACACUUUCGAUUCCAGGGUUGCGAUACAAGUUCAUUUCGCCGUGAAACAUAGUCAAGAAUGUAGGAUCUAUCGAUGCAAUGCUUGCACGGUGCCUAAUAAUGAAAACUCGCCAGGGAACGCGCCGGGGGAAGGAAAAAGUUUCUUUAGAAGCGAAUCUGAGAUGGCGAACCACGUGAGGAACGUCCACGCACCUCCCACGGUGUCGAGUAACAGUCCUGUUGCCAGAAGUCCUGCGUCUACCCCAGGGAUAACUGGAAAUUCCGGACCAAGAUGCGUCUUCUGUGGGAUUUGCUGUAGUUCUGAGCUAGAACUGCAGCUUCAUUUGGCCAGCCAUUCUGCAAACUUGUACAGGUGUCCGGUUUGUAGAGAAGGAUUUGCCGUAGAAUUCCUGUUGGACAGACAUAUUGCUCAAGCACAUCAUUCUAGUGAUCAUCAAGGUGCUGUUAGAAGUAGUUCUAGGGAAAACGGGAGGAUUGGUAGACCACCAAGAUUACAGGAAGAGGCUAAAUCUCAGAAAAGAGGCCGUUCUCCAGCAUCCAGCAACAAUAAUUCCCUAAACCAACGGGACAACAAUAAUAAACGUCCAAAUUACACCAAUACGUCGUCCCAGCAAUGUGAUCUGUGCGAAAGAGGAGAGUUUUCCAACGAAGCAGAACUUCAAGCCCACAAAAAACUUGCUCAUAGUACAGCUAAGCUGCAAAAUAAAUCCAUAUCGAACCUAAGCAUGACCUGUGCAUACUGUGGAGAAGUAUGUCGUUCUAGAACCGAUCUGGAAUCUCAUACAAGAAUUCAACAUGCUUCAAACGAACCCGGUGGACGCCACAAGUGCAACAUCUGCGAUGAGGUUUGCCCUUCGGGUGCGACUCUUGCGGAACACAAACUGCAGAAACAUUGUAAGAUUCAGUUAAGUGACACGUGCAUCGUUUGCCGAGGAAACUUGACUACAGAGUCGCAAUUUCUGGAACACGUUCAAAGACACAGUCUAGAGAACGUAGAUCCUCAACAAAGAUUAGAUGGUUCCCUUCCUCAUCUUCCUGCGGCAUGUGUAGUUUGCAGACAGACGUUGAUUAGUGAUUUAGAAUGUCGUCUUCACGCCAGACAUCAUUUGAGAGCAUCCACUGGUUCUCAUAGCGUGGGAUCUAGCCCCAGUCCUAAUCAGAAGAGCCAAAGUCCAAAUUGCUGUCUUUGUUUAAGAGAUUAUUCAGCCGACGACUUUGUUAAUUUACCUCCAAAUCAUAUAAGUGGAGGAGGACAAUCUUUAAGGGUCUGCAAAUCUUGCUACAUUCGUCAUUCUCAGGGUUUACCUAUUUUGAAUGCACCAUAUGAACCUCUUAGGUCUAAAUGUGAUGCUCCUUGGAUAUCCAGCAAUAAAGAUGGACAGUGGGAUGGGUCAAGGGAUAGAUGGGAGUCAGAGAGUAGAUUUAAAGAAGACAGAAAUGAGACAUCGUUCCCAACAGAAGCGAAGAUCCAGCAGCACAUAAGAAAGGAACAUCUGGAGGCAUCGAAAGCUUCUAUCGAGGCAUUACGAUGCCAUCUAUGUCUAUUCGAAGCCAGCAGUCCAUUACAGUUGCAGAGCCAUUUGAUAGAACACACUUUUGCAGGAUGUGCAGCACUUAGUUGCUACAUUUGUCAGUCACUCUUCACUGCACCCAUUGGUCUUCAGAACCAUAUGCUCCAAGAACACGGCCUGGGUGCUCGUCCGUACGACUGUUCUCAGUGCACGCUUAAAUUCUUCUUCAGGGCUGAGCUAGACCAUCAUAUGCUAACAUUUCACCGACUCGGGGAAAUACCCUCGCCUAGUGGAAACGCACAGGACAUUGUCGAAACAAAGACAAAGGACACCGAAGAGAAAAUCUACGACGACGGAGUAACGGUAAAAGAAGAACUACUUCCGGAUGCCGGAGACGAAGAAGAAGAGAUCAACGUGGACGAGCAAGUGGAAGAAAAUGAUCGAAAAAUAGACAAGCAUUCGGUAAUCGAAACGAAAUUGAAAACUGAGCUCGAGGAGGAAACUGUUCCUGAAAAAAUGGAAUCGUGA
Eufriesea mexicana is the source of this 3903-nucleotide messenger RNA. RefSeq names its product zinc finger protein Lobe (gene L). NCBI's taxonomy places the organism in Eukaryota, Metazoa, Arthropoda, Insecta, Hymenoptera, Apidae. Bases 1 to 3903 code for a protein of 1300 amino acids. The transcript is spliced from 10 exons. The record is from RefSeq and is a predicted model, not a curated record.